AUGGUUGGUGAUGUCUUGACUGAUGACUGGCGUGGCUGGACGAAAGAAGUUGCAGUGCGCAACGUCCGGAAUGUGAAGAUAUAUAAUGCCUUGGCAGUACUUAUCGCUCAGCACAAGAUCACAGCGUGCGAAGCACGUACUCGCCUGAAAAUGAAAACAAUAGCUGCUGAGAGAACAGACGCCCAAUUGAGAGACGAACAACUGGCUACCUCAACUGAUAAGCGAGACGAGCUGAUGAGGUAUGUUGACGCGGUGGGCUACCUGCUUGCUGGGACGAGUGUGUGGAGUGCUUCCUGCCCACGCUACAACGCCCACAGAAAGCUCGACGCUGUGCUGGACCAAGAACCUCAACACUGUGCUGUCGCCUGCGACGCUUCCGCAGAGUCCCGUGUGCUGGCCGCCUAG
Molecule: messenger RNA, 405 nt
Organism: Recurvomyces mirabilis
Lineage: Eukaryota; Fungi; Ascomycota; Dothideomycetes; Mycosphaerellales; Teratosphaeriaceae
Exons: 2
Coding region: 1-405 (134 amino acids)
Source: RefSeq, a predicted model, not a curated record